Messenger RNA from Porites evermanni, 780 nucleotides. The record is from the annotation of a GenBank genome assembly. NCBI's taxonomy places the organism in Eukaryota, Metazoa, Cnidaria, Anthozoa, Scleractinia, Poritidae.
AUGAUUGAAAAAAAGUUUGCUAAUGAAGAUUUAGAAAUUGAGCUGACAUCAUUUAUUGAUGAUAAGCAAAAUAUUUGGUUCCGAGGAAAAGAUGUUGCUACUAUUCUCGGUUAUAGUGACACUCAUCAAGCUAUCAGAUGGCAUGUUGAUGAGAAGUAUAAGAAAAGCUACCCCGUAGUUUCUACGGGUCAGGUCAGAUACCAGUAUUUUAUAUCAGAGCCUGGGUUUUACUCUCUUGUUUUUGGCUCAAAACUACCGACAGCUAAAAAAUUCCAAGACUGGGUAUUCUCCACAGUACUCCCAUCUAUCCGUAAAUAUGGCCAAUAUAAACUAUUUGAUAGUCCCUGGAAUAAGAUGAUUAUGAUUGGCAAUGAGACUGACCUCCAUUAUAAAGUAGUGAACCUCAUAAGGAGAUAUUAUCCAGAUUCCAUAUUAGUAGCAGGACUGGGUGAAAGUCAGGAUACUGAUGACAAACGCCUCGAUUCGUAUAAGAAAGGAUAUAUGAGAGGACAGCCUGAUCUAAUGGUACUCGACUAUCACAAAGAUUAUAAAGGCCUCUGUAUUGAAUUCAAAUCACCGACUAAUAAUUAUCAUGUAAGUAAAGCACAAAAUGCGUUAAUGGAAAAAUACAGUAAUAAUAACUAUAAAUUUAUCCUAAGUAACGGCUAUGAUGAAAUCUGUAUAGAAGUACAUGAUUAUAUGAAAGACAUUAGAUUGCCGUGUAAUUGUUGCAUCAAACAUUUCUAUAAUAAGGACACACUAGAAACCCAUUACAGGGUC